CGCGUUCACCGAUUGGGCCGUUUAGAGACACUUCCUACUUUCGGCGUAAUGCUGUUUACAACAACGAAGACUCCUUUGUGUCAGCAUGUCGAAUGAAAUACACGAAGCGGCGUUUCCAGCUGGGGAAGAAAGUGAUGAAAGCGACGAUGCCUGGGAGAUAGGAGGUUCUGAAAAACGCACACACGCGCCACCAAGCACCACCUUACCUGAAGAUAAGGUAGCAGUUUUUAAGGGAGCUAUAACUGCAGGAGAUGUUCAACUGGUUGAAAAUCUAUUGAACUCUGGGAUGGAUGUAGAAGCUCGCUUUGGGUUUGGAUGGACCCCACUGAUGUGUGCAGCUAAUGCUGCCCAUUUUGAGCUGGCACAGGUCCUUUGUGACAGAGGAGCAAGUGCAAACUUCAGCAAGGAUCAGUAUACAGUCUUGAUGGCUGCAUGCACAGCUCCAGCACCCGAAGAGAAAAUUGCCAAGUGUGUAGAACUGCUGUUGUCUAGGAAUGCGGAUCCUAAUGUUUCUAACAAUUCCCAUAUGACUCCACUAAUGUUUGCUGCUAGAGAUGGGCACAAACAUGUCAUAACGCUACUAGUUUCCCACGGAGCAGAAUUAAAUAGCCAGGAUAGAAAUGGUUAUACAGCACUCAUGUAUGCAGUUCAGUACGGACGAGAAGGUGCAGUUUUAAAGUUGAUUGAACUCGGAGCUGGCAUAACGACUAAAACUAAAGAAGGGAUGAUGGCAGCUGAUAUUGCUAAAAUGUACAGCCAUUCUCAGAUUUCAGCAAUUCUUGCUUCACCACAAAAUCAGAGUGGAAAGCCUGAACCCUUGUCCAAGGAGGAGACUCUCUUUAAGUUUUUUAAAAGAGAUCCUGAGCCAACACCAGACCCUAGUGAAAGUUGCUGUAAAUAUGUUGGUGACAUGGAGCUGCUUUUACAUGGCCUCAAGUUAGAGCACCUUACAGAAACAAUGUUGGAAAAUGACAUAUCCUGGAGCAACCUACUGGUGAUGGAGAAAGAAGACCUAGAAAAGAUUGGCAUCACAAAUCCAGAAGACCAGAAAACGGUUUUGACUGCGAUUAAGGACAUGCAGUUGGAUAAGGUAGAACUAGACCAGUUCACAGAACUAGGAAACUUUGAUCACAGCAGUGAAGAACUUUACAAUUUCCUGAUCAGCCUAAGGCAGCAAUGCAGUUACUUGACAGAGACUGUUCAGGAUGUCAUAAACAAGCUGCCAAGGAGUGCAUGCGAGCUGGUCCUGGAUUGGGAUCCUAAAAUGCAAUCACAGUCCAUUUGUGAUGAGUUGGUUGAGCAAAUUGGGGACCUGCACAAAGAGGCGACUUGCUUAAGCAACUUGCUGAACAAGAUGAAUCAGAGAGACGACCCCUGCAGAGUGCCAUCUACUGCAGCUUGUGCUGAUCAGAACAGAAGAGUUCUGAAAAUAGCAGGGGGCUUGUUUGGAAUUGGAUUGCUCUUUUUUUAUGCUUUAAAGAAAGCUUAAGCUGUGCUGAAAAUGUUGAUUCUUCCCAUGUGUUGUUUGUUGCAGUUUUCUUUGUGUUUGUAAAAGACUUGCAUAAAGUCUUAAUUUUCAGGCAUAUAUGCUUUUAUUUCUUUUAUAUUUAUUUUAUUUUUAUACCAGUUUUGUUGCAAACAUUUUGAGGUUCUGAUGUUGUAUAGAGAUUAUGUGAAUUAAACUUGAAGUAAUAAAGAAAAGUUCUAGAAUGAAACUUAAGCUUUUGGUACAAUGAGCCAAACAAUUAUAUUUAAAAAAAGCUACAAUUUUGUUUUAUUGAGAUAACAAUAUAGGAAGUAACAUAAUAUGGUCCUUUCAGUAUAAAGCUAAGGCUGUCUACUUGAAUUCAUACUGCAGUGAAGUUCAUGUUGCUAGUUUGGUUCUACUAAUGUUUUGUUGCCUAGGUUCCUUUUGCAGUCGGUGCUAAUAAAUGGCAGAUUUCACCUGA
Acipenser ruthenus (sterlet) is the source of this 1949-nucleotide messenger RNA. It is a transcript of the gene asz1, whose product is annotated as ankyrin repeat, SAM and basic leucine zipper domain containing 1. The record is from RefSeq and is a predicted model, not a curated record. Gene Ontology annotation, molecular function: protein binding. Gene Ontology annotation, biological process: piRNA processing. Lineage: Eukaryota; Metazoa; Chordata; Actinopteri; Acipenseriformes; Acipenseridae. Bases 86 to 1489 code for a protein of 467 amino acids. The transcript is spliced from 13 exons. Gene Ontology annotation, cellular component: pi-body.